Penicillium brevicompactum is the source of this 1329-nucleotide messenger RNA. Its product is annotated as YgfZ/GcvT domain-containing protein. Gene Ontology annotation, cellular component: mitochondrial matrix. Lineage: Eukaryota; Fungi; Ascomycota; Eurotiomycetes; Eurotiales; Aspergillaceae. The record is from RefSeq and is a predicted model, not a curated record. Gene Ontology annotation, molecular function: protein binding. The coding region runs from base 1 to 1329 and encodes 442 amino acids. The transcript has a single exon.
AUGAUGCGCCCACGCCCCUCGGUCUGCAGCCGCUGCUUGGAUCGCAGUCGGGCUUUCUCAACAACAGCACAACGUACACAAAACAGCCAGAAUGCUCCCUUCCCGCCGACGGCUGGGUAUAGCCGACUCACAAACCGUGGAUUGAUAUCCAUCAGCGGCAUCGACAGCACAACCUUCCUCCAGGGCUUGAUGACCCAGAACAUGCUAGUCGCCAAUGAUCCCAGUCGAAGCAUCCGCCGCACAGGUGCAUACACUGCCUUCCUCAACUCCCAAGGCCGAGUCCUCAAUGAUGCCUUCGUUUACCCGCUCCCCGGCGCCGAAACCCAGGGUCCCGACUCAGGCUGGCUAGUCGAAGUGGACAAGAGCCAAGUUCCAAUACUGAUGAAGCAUCUCAAGAAACAUAAGUUGCGCGCGAAACUCAAGCUCCGCGCUCUCGAGGAUGGCGAGCGCACUAUCUGGUCCUCGUGGAAGAACCACGCAGAACCACAACGGUGGGCUGCCUACAGCCUGGAAUCCGACUCGGCUUCUCCUUUCUCUGUUACUUCCGAAAUCGCCGGAUGCAUCGACACACGCGCUCCAGGCUUCGGAUCACGGAUCAUCACGCCUGGCUCCGACGGCUUGCGCACACAUCUACCUGACGAGGCGCAGGUCCCGGGUUCGGAAGUUGAGCUAGACUCGUAUACCGUCCGUCGAUUCCUCCAUGGUGUUGCGGAAGGUCAGGCGGAGGUCCUCAGUGGUUCCGCUUUGCCACUCCAGUGCAAUAUGGAUAUGUCUCGCGGUAUCGACUUCCGCAAGGGCUGUUAUGUUGGGCAAGAGUUGACGAUUCGCACACAUCACCGCGGCGUUACAAGAAAGCGUCUCUUGCCUGUGCAGCUCUAUGAUCUAGCUUCGGAAACGCAAAACGGCCUGGAAACCCUGACAUAUGAUCCCUCGGUGCAACUCACUAUGCCUUCCGGCGAAGCAGAUAUUGUCAAGGCCGGUGCUGCUACUCGGCGAAACCGCAGUGCGGGAACUUUCCUGAACGGAAUUGGCAAUAUUGGACUUGCACUCUGUCGUCUUGAAGUGAUGACUGACGUUGCCUUGAUGGGAGAGACUCCUGCUCGUCCUCAUGAACAUCAGUUCAAGCUCUCAUGGGCACCGGAGGUAGAUCAACCUAAUGAAGUUGGUGUACGUGCUUUUGUGCCACCUUGGCUCCGAGACUUCAUCUCCGGCGGUAAAGAAGAGAAACCCGCGCCACGGAACACCGAUGCCGAAGAUGCUAUGCGGGCAAGGGAAAUUGUCGAGCAAUUAGAGGAAGAGGAAGAGGAGAGCGAAGCUCAACAAUCGUGA